This is a messenger RNA of Zophobas morio, 1186 nucleotides long. Its product is annotated as phytanoyl-CoA dioxygenase, peroxisomal-like. NCBI's taxonomy places the organism in Eukaryota, Metazoa, Arthropoda, Insecta, Coleoptera, Tenebrionidae. Gene Ontology annotation, biological process: fatty acid alpha-oxidation. Gene Ontology annotation, molecular function: phytanoyl-CoA dioxygenase activity. The record is from RefSeq and is a predicted model, not a curated record. Bases 126 to 1025 code for a protein of 299 amino acids. The transcript has 9 exons.
ACGAUGUUAAUAUAAAUAAUGAAAAAAAACUGAUUACGUUAGUAAUCUUCCUGUUACAACGCACAGAAAAGAGAUUUGUCUUCUUUGUCGACUACUUCUAUAUCCACAUUGGAAUAAUUUGCAACAUGGGAAAAUUUAGGUAUACCCAAGACAGUGGAAUUUUGACUGAAAAACAACGGCAAUUCUACGAAGACAACGGAUAUAUAGUGAUCAAAAAUAACGUCAGCAAUGUUCUACUGGAUAAUAUUCGGCAAAGAUUUUUGGAUAUUUGUAAUGGUAAAGUGGACACGGGUUUCAUGACAAUAAUGAAAGAUCCUUCAUUAAUAAAACACAAACAUGUAAAAGGAGAAUAUCUCAUACAUAUGGUGCAGAAUUUCCUAUUUGAUGAGGUUCUGUCCCAAUAUGCUACUGAUACAGCAGUGACAGACGUUAUAGCAAGUAUUAUUGGAUCUAAUGUAACCGCAGUCCAAUCUAUGCUUUUCAACAAACCGCCAAACUCUGAUCCCGGUGCGUCGUUGCACCCACUACAUCAAGAUCUUCAUUAUUUCCCUUUUAGACCAGCUGAGCGAAUGGCAGCAUCCUGGACCGCAAUGGAAAGAGUUGAUGAGAGUAAUGGAUGUCUUUACGUGGUUCCAGGAAGUCAUAAAGGAGACCUACACCAGCACAGUUAUCCAAAUGGCUUCAAAAAGGUACUAUACCACGGUGUUCAGAAUAUGGAGCAUUUACCAAAAAUCCAUCUUGUUAUGGAGAAAGGAGACACCGUUUUUUUUCAUCCCUUACUGCUACAUGGGUCAGGUCCAAACAGCACUCAAGGGUUCAGAAAAGCAAUAUCUUGCCACUUUGCCAAUAGUAACUGUUACUUUAUUGAUGUAAAAGGUACUUCCCAAGAAUAUGUUUCUCGAGAAAUUGAAAUACUAACUGCUAAACAAGGCUUUAAACUCAGCUUCGUUGAUUACUGGAAGUCACAAUGUCGUUUAGUACGAGGCGCCCCUGGAAAUCUCCAAGUUUUGGAUAGCCACUUGUAGGGUUAAGCCUAGUAUGAAAUUUAAUGCAUCAAAAGGGAACAUGAAAAAAAAGGUUGCAGGAUGUAAUUUCUUAUUUUAAAAUCUAAUUUUAAAAAUGUAUGAAUUCCAAAGGGUAUUUUAUGUUCAACUUUGGUAGCGAUAAAUAGACAAGUUUUAGUUAG